AGUGUGCUCCGGAUUAAAUUAUUAUUAUCACAACAUUUUUAUUUCUCUACCUUAAAAUAAAAAGAAACAUAUUAUAGAAAUAGCAGUUUUUUGGUAGUUGAGAAUUGAUGUGGUGGUAGAAGCGUGCAAUGAGGAAACCAUUCGUUCUACUUUUCCUAGUAGCGCUUACAAAUGCAGUAUCUGGGAGAUGGACUGGUGAUGCAUUUGGGCAAACUAAGUGUAGAAACACUCAAUUUCGCAAAAACAGAAAUGAACUUUUCCAUUAUACUGGAAUAGUUGAAAAUGGCAUUAUGGGAACUACGAAUAAUGUGACUAAAAUGAAAAUUACAGCAAAAGUUCAGAUUGUAAAUUGGAACAGCUGCGAUUUUCACCUAAAGGUAACAGAUGCAAAGAUAUACGAAUCACUUGGCUCAUCUAAAGACAACUACAAUGAAUUAAAAUCAGAUGAUUUGGUAAAACGAUUAAGUAGCCAUGCCUUGCGUUUUGUUAUGCAAAAUGGAGUUAUCACUCAUGUUAGUCCUUCAGUAAAAUCAACACAAACUGAUGUGUUGAACAUUCAGCGAGGUAUCUUGAGUAUGAUACAGGUGCGCCAAGUAAAAGAUGAAAUGCUUGAAGUGACAGAACAUGAUGUAUCCGGUAUCUGCCAGACCAAGUAUGUUCGUGAUUACAAGACUGGGCAUGGUAUAGUAGAUGAUCAAGUUGAGCACAUUGAUAAAAUAAAAGAUUUAGACACUUGUAAAGGUCAUCAAAUUUCACAUUCAAAUAUUUAUGGUGAUUCUUUUGAUGAAGGUGAAGAAGGAGUCCCCAAGAACCCAGUACUUAAAUCUACUUCUGUGUGUUCCUACAAAUUGAACAAAAAGAAGAGAGUUGGUCUGAAGGAUGUUAUAUGUAAAGAAUAUUUUCUUGUCCAACCUUUUUCUUCCGAAACUGAAGGAGGUGCCUAUGUUCGCAGUUGGAGUGAGCUUUCCCGCAAGUCUUCCACAAAAAUAAACAAGCAGCAAAUACCGUAUAAAGAAAUGUAUUCCACAGCAAUAAUGUAUGAUCACAACCAUCAACAUGUUACACCCUACAUAUCUUCUUUUAAAACAAAAGUUAAAGAGUUGUUAAACAAUUUAGCAACCAAUGAUUAUCACAAAAGUAACUUCAAUACAGCUGAAAACUUUUUUGACCUGGUGCUUUCCUUCAGACAUCUGAGCAGUGAAGAUAUAGCUAGCAUUGUUUAUACUAUGGACAUUAAAAAGGAAGCAGUUAGAUUCUAUUUAUUUGAUGCUAUGGCUCAGUGUGGCACUCCAAGUUGUAUGGGAGUUUUAUUUAAAAUAAUGAAGGAAAAAAACUUGCAAAGUGAAGCCUUUCGUUUCAUGCCAUAUCUUGCAUUUAUCAAAGAACCCACUCCUGAAGUUAUUCGUUUAUUAACGGGUAUUUACCAGCAAACAAGAAAACCUUCAGUUCUCCUCUUGUUGACAUCAUUGAUUUACAGGAUGUGUCAACAUCGCAAUGGUGAAUGCGAUCAAACUGGAAUGAUAGGAAAGGUUGUGGAAGAUUCAGAAUAUUAUAUACUUCGACUGCUUGGAAAUGAUUGUCAAACACAUGACUUUGAAAAACAACAAAAUAUUUUUUAUUCAUUAAGAAGUAUUGGAAACAUGGGUAGGCCCACGAAAGCCAUAGCAUUGAUUAUGGAUUGCGUUAAAAAUGCUCACCACACAAAUAUAAGUGUUGCAGCCAUUCAAGCUCUUCGAAGGAUGAAAAUUACAUCUGAUGUAAAAGGUACCUUUUAUGAGAUCCUUACUGAUAAAAGUGAGGAAUUAGAGAAAAGAAUCGAAAUAUUUUUAAUGUUGAUGAAAUCACCAACAAGAACAGAUGUUAUCUUGGCAAGAGACCUAGCAAAUGACGAACAAGAAUCAAGUCAAAUGAGGUCAUUGAUCAAUUCAUAUUUACGCAGUGCCACAAAGAACAAAGAUCCAACUAAGAAGAAAAUAACAGCUCUUAUUACAAAGAUUUUGAAAGAAUAUCCAUUGACAGAGUAUGAUCCUUCACCUGCCAGAUAUUCAAAAGCAUUCUUGCACUCAUUGAAUUUAUAUAAGCAUGCUGCCACUGUUGAUGGUAUGGUUUUAUUCCACCCUGAAAGUUUUGUGCCACGAACAGUUAAUCUGAACGUAUCAACCCACAUGUUUGGCUUUUCUGUCAAUCCUUUGCAAUUAAAUGCAAGAAUGGAAGGUCUAGAAAUGCUAUUGGGAAAGUAUUUUGCAGGGAAUGGGUAUUUAAGUAGCUCAUAUCUUAAAAAGAUAUUCAAAAUCCCUGAAGAGAAAUUAUCUAGAAGAAGAAGAGAUGUUGAUGAAGACAAUUUAUACAAAAAUAUAGAUGAAAAAGUAAACAUGAAGUUAUCUUCCCCACAAGCUUUACUGUCAUUAAAAGUAUUUGGAAAUGAAAUACAAAUGUUUACACUGGAGGAUAUACCGUUUUUAAAUGGAAAACUAGACAACUUAAAUAUAAUCAAGGAACUGUAUGACUUAACAAAAGGAAAACAAAGAACAUUUAAAAGAAACAUAAUUAUUCUGGAAGUUUCACAUUCUGUUCCAACAAUCCUUGGUUUACCACUGAAAAUAGGUGUCAACAGUUCGGCUGUCGUUACUACAGAUGUUAAAGGACGUGUUGUUACUAAGAAUUUGUUGUUUGGUCCAAAGAGUGUGACCAUGCAUGGCUCUUUAAAUCCGAGUGUAUCAAUUCAUGCUUCUGGAAAGUUAACAGUUGAAUGUCUUGGUGUUGGUAAGAUUGGAACGUCAUUUCAUGCAAAUAUGCUCACAACAAGAAAAUUGCAUGGAAAACUUGACUACAAUGAAGGCAAAGAAAUCAAAGUGGACUUAAAUGCAGAUAAAAGUAUAACAGAUGUAUUUAAUGUUAGUUAUGACGUUUUUCACCUGACAACACAACAGAAGGAACCAAUAAAUGCAAUUGCUAAGAUGACAGAGGGUUCUUUUUGUUCAGAGGAUAUCUUUAACAGCUCAUUUAUGUUUGGAUCGAAUACUUGCAUGGAUGUGAGUUUCCCUAAUGCAUACUACAAUCUUAGCAGUCCUUAUUUCCCAUUGACUGGCCCUCUGCAUGUUGGUAUCCGAAGCUAUCCGACAGAUCCUUUAUUAAAGACGUAUCGUCUUAGUAUUACGAAUGAUGGUGGGCUAUAUGCAAUCAGUGUUAGUACUCCAGGUGCCACGAGUGAAAGAAAACACACGAUACGAUUAGGAAUAACCAAGCAGGAUGAUAAAGGUGUUAUUGGCGUAUCCUUUGGUGAAAAACGAAAAGGAAUUGUUUUAACUUACAACUUUAAUAAAAAAACCAAUGAAAUUGAUACAACAUUGAGAUCAAAUUUCACCAAGACACCCAUAUCUGUAUUUGGAAAAUUCUUCAACGAGACCAAUCCAUCAACAUUAAAUCGGAAUGUUGGGGGAGCAUUUUAUUUUGCACUAGGCAAAUAUUACAUGAAGCAUAAAAUCUUUUACAAGAAUACGUAUGAAUAUUGGGCUCUAGGCACUCAAUUGGAAUACACUCCUGGUCAAAUUGCAAGCUUAGAUGUGAAGAUACAGUAUAAACCACAGUUCUUUCACUUGAAUUUCACACAUGCACCAACUAAUACACAGAUUCUAGCAACUGCACUGCCAUCUUUGCCAGUACUCGAAGGUAGAAUCAACAUUACACAUGGCAACUCAGUGAAUGUAAAAACGUUUGGUAGAAUAGACAUUUUAAAAUAUGAAGUGCUUGGUGAUGUUUCUAUUCAGCCUGACCAUCAUGUUCAAGCAGAUGGAAAAUGGAUACCAAAAGAAAAACGAGUGUUUUUAAACGGAAAUAUAAAUGGUGUAACACUUCGAUGGGAUGCAGGAUUAAAGUACGAGAAAAAAUCAAAUGUUCUUACAAAUACACUCCAAGUAUUCAAUAAAAAGUUAGAAAACUCAAUUUACUGGAGCCGCAACAAAGUUCAUGCAUCACUUUCAUUUAACAAUCAACUUUCUACCUUUGAUGUUCUUUGGAAUCGAUCCAAUUCACAUAUAACUGUUGAUAGUCGUAUAAACAUGAAUGGACAGAAGAGUAGUUUAAAAUUACAGUUAAGAAACAGCUCAACUUUACACAAAGGUUGUAUAACUGGAAACAUGCUUGGCAUAACAGAGUUGGGAUAUUGUCUUCAAGUUGAUCAUCAACCUUCCAAAAAAGGAAUAAUGUUUAACGUGCUGAUGCCAGAAGGUAACUGGAUAUCCCCAAUAAAAUUAAUGAGAACAACAAACUCAAGUGGUUUUGUGUUAACUUUAAAGUUUAUGGAAAUGAUUAAUCUUAUGUAUGGUGAAAAUGCGAACACACUCCGUCUGAAACUUCAGGGAUUUGGAUUGGGUUUGGACAUGAAAAAGUCUAAAGACAGUUUUGAUGUUAACGAAUUGAAGUUAACUCGACGUAAUGAUACAGGGGAUUUGGUUUUUGAUUUUUUCGGCAGUUAUCAUAAAUCGUUAGUGGAUCAAGAAUAUAUGUACAAAGCGAAAUACAAUAUGCAGUUUUGGAUUGAGCUUCGCAGAAAAAAUACGGAUAUAAUUUUAUCAAUUUUGGAUAAAAGUGGUGUUAUCCAGCAUUCAGUGGUGUUGAGGUCCAGCAAAACAGCGACUGCUCCUCCAGCGAAAAACGUUGUGUAUAUUGACUGGAAUAAAAACACGAAUCAAGUCUCAAAUUUUGAAAUAUUUCUUGACAAAGUUGGUUGGUUCCAAAUUACUGGAGCGGUUAAAAAUGGACUCAGACAAGUUAUCAUUAACAGUAAACCAUUUGGAGCACAGAAUUCCAAAGAUCAGAAAAUGACAGUUUUGACAUUCGACGAGUCUGGAAAUGUUAAAUAUCAAAUUAUGCUUGAUAAUCCAAUGUUGAAAGAACUAACAACAUUGUUGCAACCUAGUGUCAAUGAAAUCACAGGUAAUACUGAACGCUAUAUUGCUUCUGGGUUAAAAACAUUUUUUGGUGGCUUAUUGAAACUGGAGACAGGAAAGGUUGAUCGAUUGACUAUAUUUUUGACGAAAGGUAUGAAGGACUAUUUUUCAGUGUUACAUUGCAAUAGAAAUGAAAUUCAGGAGAGAUAUAUUGAAAAGAAAAUUACCAAAGAAACCAUUAUCAGAGCUGUGCUAAGAACAUUGGAAUUACCUUUUUCAAAUGAAUUCCAAACGAUGUUCAAGAACCAAACAGGAUUUGGCAUUGGUUUUAACGUGUCUCAGCAAGCUACCAAUGCAUUUAAAGCGAAAAACUUACUGUCAUUUUUUGACCGAAUGAUCAGAAAUGAAUUGAAAACUACUGUUCCGAAGAAAUACAGCAAAGUGUUUCCUGGCAAAUCGAACACUCGAAGAUUGAAUAUUUUCGAAAAAGAAUAUUUAGUUUACCUGCAAAAGUUUAUCAAUUUACUUCAAGCCUCAUACGGUGAAGAGUUGAAGGACAUUCGUGUGAAGCAGGGCAUGACUAAUCUAACGAAAUAUCUACCGACAAAGUAUAAAAAUAAACUGGUCUCUGUUAUUCAACAUAUUGUACGUGUACUAAAAACAUGGCGAUAUGAUUCUAGAAAGUCUCCGCUCGAUAACAUUAAAGACCUUCAAGCGAAAAUUAAUCAAGGCAAAAUCGAUAAAAUAUUUGAAAUUGAUUACCUUACUGUUGUUUCAAAAAGCAUCCUAGCACGAAGUAGGUUUCCUGUCUCUGUGGAACGUGCUUUUAAAUUGUUUUUUGAAGAUUUUAAUUAUGUCAAUUUCAUAACACGCUUGAGUAGAUUCGCUUUACAAACGUAUCGAGUGACUGGUUCUCAUCAGAGACAUAUCCAACAACUGCUUAAUUCAAAGUCGAUUCCUGAUUACUUUCAAACGUUAGCAACACUUAUUACCACCAGAGGUCGUUUGGGUCCAGCAAGAACAAAACCUUUUAAAGAAUUCCUUAAAACUAGAAAAAUAAAAGAAUUAUUUACAGCGUUGUUAAAACUUUUAAAAGAGCGUCAUCAAGUUUCUGACACCGGUAUCGCCAUGUUGGAAACGAUGUUGUUGCAUGAAGAUUCUGUAAAUGGAAUUCCAGCUCUGUUUGAAAGAAACUUUGUACCUGCAAUUUUAAAAAAAAUUGUUUUGCGAAUUAAAGAAGAACCAGGGAAUGAAGUUAUUUUUAAACUUUUAAGUCUUUUAAAUUCCAACAUGUCUGACUUUACAGGUGAGUUAAGAAACGUUCUUUCUGAAAACAAUUCACUUCAAGACAGCAUCUUACUCAUGUAUAAACUCGUCUUAAAAGCAUCAAAACAGCACGUUGGAGGAGAGUACAAAUAUGCCAGGACUGUGGAACGCCUAUUUACAAAAUUUGUCGAACUAUCUCUUCAAAAAACAGAUAUAGCAGAUGAGAUCAAGAAAAUAACGUUAUUGUAUUUUGAUUCCCUGGUUGCACAACUUAAACUCACUCUUCCUAAAAAUUGGUAUGGACGAUUUGAAUAUCUAUCUAAGAACGUUCGAUCACAUAUUACAAAGAUAGCACCAGAAGAAUUAAAACGAAAUGCAACAGACGAGUUCCUGAAAGUUUUUUCGAAUAUGCAUGAUGAUGCAAUGAAAUCGCUACCACAUGAAAUGAUGGCAUUUGUGCAGACAGAUUUGAUUGGUUAUCUAAAAAACAUUGCUUCACGAUAUCAAAUACACAAUGGGACAGCUGGAACUCUGUAUGCAAGAACAUGGAAAAAACACAAUGAAUACAUGCUGUUUUUGAUCAGACUCUUCGGACAAUUUUCUCAGUCGGAAAGAAAUGCCUUCGCUGAAAAGUUUGUGAAAAAUGGAAAGAUACAAUACUACAAGAUCUAUCAAUCAAUAUGGCAAAAUAAGUUGGUUAACCGAGACAACAUGGAGCAAGUCUCGAAAUUAUUUGAUGGAUUGGAAAUUCGCGCGUUUGAGGAGAUUUUAAAGUUUACAGGGAACUAUUCGAUGGUUGCAACAGUAAAUAAUGUUUUCAAUUACAUCAAAUCUUUAAAUUAUUCCGACAUCAAUAGUGUCAUCGAAAGUUACAGAAACAUUGACGUAGCAAACUUUCAAAACCUCACAAUUUCCGCGCUGCAACACAACUUCAAAACUCUGUUGGAAGACAUUGGAAAGAUAAAGCAUGACGGGAAAUCUAUCGAUGAUCUUGUUUAUCAAUCCAUACCUAACUUUAUCGCAGUAACUUCAAAAAUGUUUCAUAUUUACAACUCGAGUUACCACAUGUAUUUGUACCAACUCGACAUGCAGGAAAAACUUUUUGAAAGAGGUUUCCAGUUGAUGAGCGACUACGUGAAGCAAGCACAGCAAGGCAAAAAUCAAUUUUUGUCGUUCAUGUUAGAAGUUUUAACACCAGGAAUAGAUGGACUAUUUUUGUUAGCUCAAAAAAGAAGAAUGGUAAAGAAUAAGCAGUCGUUUUUGUCAGGAUCUAAGGACAGAUGUACGCAAAUCUUUUUAAUACAACAACAAGCCACGCCGGACUCUGUGAACGAUGAGUUGGACACGAUGCUAAAGCAAUAUUUGAAUUCUUCGCAAUGUGACGUCAUCAACUUUUUCGACGAUGUUCAAAAAACUAACAAGGACAAGUUUUUCUUGGGCAAAGUUCUUGAGAAAGUUCGAAAAAUAACCAGAAAGAUGUAUGCGGAGAACAGGAAAGAAGCAUCGACUUAUCUUCAAAUGGCCACACAGAUUUUAAAAGGAACCAAGAUAUUUGCCAAAGAAAGACCAGUAAACACUUUACAAAAGUUAGUGUUUCACAUGGGGUCCAGAUUUUCAACUGCUGUGAGAGACCUCACAGUGUUUAGGCGAAUAAAACGUGUCAUAAAAAGAUCGAUCAGUCUGGAUGAUUUAGACAUGAAAAUGAUCGUGAAAAAAUAUGUGACAAAACAACUGAAGAAUGCUUUACCGCGUGUUUCAAUCAAACGGAUAAACACACUUGCUCGAAAUUAUAUCACUUCCACAGUAAGAAUUAUCAACACGCAUGCGCAAAACACGUCACGGAUGAUAUUAAAAGGAAUUGAUGACGUCAAAACGCCCCUAUCUGGUUUUAAAUUCGUGAUAGACCCUAAGGGAUAUCUGAAGUCUUUGCCUAAAAUCCUGCUCAAAAUGUUAGGGGAUAAUAUUUUGAAAAAUAAGCAAGAAAUGUUAUCUAAUUUAUAUCUAGUGGAAAAAAAACUUCGACGGCUGUAUGCUGAUGUUAAAAACAUGCUAGAAAAACAUAAAAGUUUACCGAAAGAACUGGCUGUUAAAAUCCGUACAUCUUAUAAAAAAGUUACUUCCCAAUUGCUCGAUACGAUUCUGAAACACGUGGAAAAAUAUGACAAAACAGUCAAUGAUAACAUCAAAGCACUGGGUGUAACAGGUCAAGGUAAAUUGAAGCAAAGAUUUGCUCUGUUAUCCAAACAAACAAAAACUUUAAGAAACAAGUACAAUGGUGUUCAACUCAAAUUCAUCAAGGAUCUUAAGAGAAACGUGUCGCUGUUAUUGAAUAAUGACAGAUUUAAAAGGAUUGGAAAUUCUUUUGGGUUUGAUAAAAAUGAUACUCGUUUGAAAGAUUUGAGAAAGACAAUUAGACAUACUCAAUCAAGUUUAGAACAGAUCAUAGCGAAGGCGAUAUAUCCACAAAUUCAGAUUCUUGCUACUGCAAUUGAUAAAACUGUCUGUGACAUCAAGACAAAUACGAGCAAAGUCUACACAAAAGAAAAUAAUAUCCCUACAUUAUCAUGGAAGAUGCCGAAGUUAAAUGAAGUCCUGAAGGAGCAAGCUAAGUUGCAGAGAAAUGUAAUGAAGAUAGUCGAAAGUUACAACAAACGGUUGAAUCUGAUAAUUCAGCAAUUCGAAGCGAUAACAAAUUACGACUUUCUGAAACCACUGCACGACAAAUACGCAAAACAAACAUCAUUGCAGUUGUUCGAUCAAUUAAAAGGUAUAAGCAAGAAGCAAACCAACGAUUUUUUCACUGGUGACCAAAUGUUUCAGUAUUAUGCAGACCAGAGACCUGAUGACAUUGUGGAACAAGCGCUCCUAAAAUACCAAGACCAUAUCAAGAAGAUUGCGUUGCAAGUCAACAAAGCCAUUAAAAUCUCACCUUCGACUGGCUUUGAGAAGCCGAUAAUUAAAUUUUUAGGACUGCAAUAUAAAGAGCCGAAAUACAUUUUGCAGCCUAUCUCCAGGACAGCUUAUAUCUUUCAUGAUAGCUUAGUUACGUAUGAUGGAAAAGCAAUUUUCCUUCCGAAAAAUUUACACCACAAACUGCGAAACUGUAAAUAUCUUUUAACACGUGACUUUAUGUGGAAGAAAUUUACAAUUUAUCUGAAAGGUGGAGAUUUGGUUGUUGAACUGGACGAUGGAAAAGUUAUUAUUGAAAGAUAUAACAAGAAUAAGGUUCAUGUGUACCUUAAACGUCCUCCUCACAACAAGCUCGUGAACGCACAAGAAUUGCCAGUACAAAUGAAACACACUACUGUGUCUAAAUUACCGAACAUGGUCAAGAUUGACAAUGAGUUUGGAUUACUUAUUUACUGCAGACUUGAUGUGUUUAAUUGCAACGUCACUGUAUCUGGACAUCAUCACAAUAAAACUCUAGGUUUACUUGGUACAAACAAUGUUGAAGCAUCUGAUGAUUUGAGAAUGCCAGAUGGUAAGCUUGCUCUCAAUCUGUUGGAUUUCCUAAAUGCUUACCAGCUGACGACUGGUCGUAGCGAGUGUGUUAUAGAGAAUGCUGAAGAAGUAUUUGGAGAUGAAAGUGAAGAUUUAAAAAGAGAAGAAAAACUGGAAAAAUGUACCAAGUUAAUGAACAGCAUCACGUCAAAGCAAUUAUUCACGGAUAUAUCAAUGCGUUCAUCAGCUUUUAUGACGGUUUGUUCAGUUGAAAAGACAUGUCCCGCAGUAUCAGCGUUAUCCAGCAGUUUGAAGAUGGAGGGAGAGAUUGUGUCUGUUCCUCCACAGUGUGAAGUGUGCAAAGAGAAACCAAUUAAAAUGCGUUUUAACAAAACACCUCGUUCCAAGGUUGUAAUAACUUUGUUAAUCAAACUCACACCAAAGAUGAAAAACGCAAGAGACAGUAUUAAGCGAGUCUUGCGACUCCUAAAAAUAGAGCUGGGAAGAACGAAUCAGGUGGAGUAUAAUAUUGUUGGUUAUGGAGGAUCCAGAAUGAGGCAACAGCCUCACCUUCAAACUGGUGGCGGGAAUGUGUUCAUGAGUGCUGACAGUGCAAUACAAGCUUUGGAUUAUUUGAAAUUUGAUGGAAACGAGACUGCACAAAGACUUGGUUUUGAUGCUUUGAAAUUCGCCGGCUUACUUGAAGUAUCUCGAAGCAUUCGAUUAUUUUUUAUCUUUGAUGACGAUGCGAGUUACACUAACUCGCUGCAACAAAUGAUUGACGUCUACGCGAUUUUAAACACACGAAGUAUUGUGCUGAACGCUGUCAACAAUUACAAGUUCAAACGCAAUGUAAUUGGCAAGGAUAGUUUUGGAAUGCGAUAUCACGCACGACUCGCGAAAGGCGAAAGCUUCAAUUCUAUCCGUUUCCCUCCCCCGGAUGAUUACCUGCCGCUGGUCAAACAGACGCGUGGUGGAGUGUUCGCGCUAAAAGCCUUUGUAUCAAAACAAUCAAGAUGGCAGAAGGCGCUUCCAGUCUCCCUCUCCAAAGCAAUCAAAUUGCAGAUUGACGGAGAGCGAAAAAGUUGCAAGGAGUGUAAAUGCAACGUUUGUAAAAAUAAGGCGAAAGAAAUAUGUGAUUUUGGUUUAUGAAGAAAAAGAAAGAAGACAAACAGAUUUUAUUUUGUGUAACAAAUUUAUUUUUAUGGUAACACAUACAUUUUUAUAGCUUCAAA
Molecule: messenger RNA, 10831 nt
Organism: Hydractinia symbiolongicarpus
Lineage: Eukaryota; Metazoa; Cnidaria; Hydrozoa; Anthoathecata; Hydractiniidae
Exons: 33
Coding region: 129-10748 (3539 amino acids)
Biological process (GO): lipid transport
Molecular function (GO): lipid carrier activity
Source: RefSeq, a predicted model, not a curated record